Mastomys coucha (southern multimammate mouse) is the source of this 2804-nucleotide messenger RNA. It is a transcript of the gene Cops7b, whose product is annotated as COP9 signalosome subunit 7B. Gene Ontology annotation, cellular component: COP9 signalosome. The transcript is spliced from 8 exons. Gene Ontology annotation, biological process: COP9 signalosome assembly. Bases 407 to 1201 code for a protein of 264 amino acids. NCBI's taxonomy places the organism in Eukaryota, Metazoa, Chordata, Mammalia, Rodentia, Muridae. The record is from RefSeq and is a predicted model, not a curated record.
CUUAGGUUCCAGUGUGCCGAGCAGUGUGCGCAUAUUUGGAAUCCUAUGGGGUUGGUGUCUGAAUCCUGUUACUUGAAACCCAGCAGGAAGGUUCUCUUUUACCCGGAGAUAUGACAGCCCACCGACAGUUAACUUCUGUUUACAUGGAACUCAGGAGUCUACAAACCAUGCCUCAAUCUAGGUGGGAGGUGGCGAAAGCAGAGCGGGAACAUUGUGUAGGCGGAACUCGAGUGCAGCAGUGGGAGGCUUCCGGGGGAAGAGCACCGGUGACGGGUCGGCGGAGACAGAAAAGUGCCGGACGCCGGGCCGAUCAUGGAAGCUUGACAACCUGCAGGCAGGCUCUGGGAGGCCGAGACAUCGGCGAAGAGAACAGAGAGUCGGCGGGGACAGAUCUCAAGACCAGAGAAUGGCAGGUGAACAGAAGCCCUCAAGUAACCUCUUGGAGCAGUUCAUUUUAUUAGCCAAAGGCACCAGUGGCUCAGCCCUCACCACUCUCAUAAGCCAGGUGCUGGAGGCUCCUGGAGUUUAUGUUUUUGGAGAACUGCUGGAGUUGACCAAUGUUCAGGAGCUUGCAGAAGGAGCUAAUGCUGCAUACUUGCAGUUGCUGAACCUGUUCGCCUAUGGCACGUACCCGGAUUACAUAGCCAACAAGGAGAGCCUGCCAGAACUGAGUGCAGCGCAGCAGAACAAGCUGAAGCACCUCACCAUCGUGAGCUUGGCGUCAAGAAUGAAGUGUAUCCCCUACUCUGUGCUGCUGAAAGACCUGGAGAUGAGGAAUCUCAGGGAGCUAGAAGACCUUAUCAUUGAGGCUGUCUACACUGACAUUAUCCAGGGCAAACUGGACCAGCGAAAUCAGCUCCUGGAAGUGGAUUUCUGUAUUGGCCGUGACAUCCGGAAGAAAGAUAUCAAUAACAUUGUCAAGACCUUGCAUGAGUGGUGUGACGGCUGUGAGGCAGUUCUCUUGGGCAUUGAACAGCAGGUUCUGAGAGCCAACCAGUACAAAGAGAACCACCACCGGACUCAGCAGCAGGUGGAAGCCGAGGUUAGCAACAUUAAGAAGACACUCAAAGCAACAGCGUCCUCCUCAGCUCAGGAAAUGGAGCAGCAGCUGGCCGAACGGGAGUGUCCCCCCCAUACUGAGCAGAGGCAACCCACUAAGAAGAUGUCCAAAGUGAAAGGUCUGGUCUCCAGCCGCCACUAGGGCCGGCUGGGGCAGCUGGCACUCAGCAGGCCUGGGUCAGGUCGGGAGGGGACACCCAGGGCCUAUUUCCGUCCCUCUCUAACUGCAGUGAGUUCCAGAUCUGCCCGUCCCUCACCAGUACCUCCCCAUCCAUUGGUACCAUUUCUGAAAAUGAUUGCCCCUCCCUUGCCUCCUUUUCUAGUUGUUCCCUUCAGACUCAGGGGCUCAACGGAUGCCAUCCAAACAGGGUCCAGCACUGCCCGGCUUCCCUGCAGGGGUCCUUGUCUUUGUGAUGGGCUACCUCCCUCCCAGUUGUUCUUUGCUCCCUGUCAUUUUGUCAGGCUGGUCCUAAGCUGGAGGCAGUUUACCCAGCCCCGAGGGAUGACUGUGGAGGUGGCUCCUCUCUGAGUGAAGAGGGGGCCUUGCUUCUCCAGCCCCAUGUACCACAGUACCCACAAUGGUGCAAGUGUCUCUAGCCAGGUAGCCACAUGUUCCCUCUCCUGCCUUACCCCUGUUGGCAGUGCCAGUUGAGGCCAUGGAGGGAUGUGGUGCUGGGCUAUGUUUACUAAACCUUUGGGUUUUCAGCCUCUUAAGCCUAGCCAGGAUCUCUCAUCAAGUUGGGGCACUGGGCUGACUAACCCCUGGUGUCUGAUACCAGUGUAGGGUGCUUGGGUCUGUGGGCAGCAGAAGGAGUUUCUCCUAGCUUGGUGUCCUCUGUGGGCUACUCUUCCUGCUGUCUCUGACUGUAAGCCUUGGUUGGCAUUUAGGCCCAGCUGCCUCCUGGGAUUGUCUGCCAACAUUUGCUCCCCUGAGAUCUUUCAUGCCUCCUGGCUGCCCCUGGGGUAAGAGUGGUGGUGCCGAAGCCCCUCAGACUGGUGAAGGACCAUUGCUGCUUCUGUCUCCUUCCUUCCCGCCCCUCCUUGGCUGGUGACCCAGAGCCCUCUGCUGACAUCAUACUCCACUCCUGGCCAGAGAGAAGGACUUGACUAGACUUUCUGAACUUGAAUAGUUUCAGGUUAUAUUUUAAUUUUUUUUUUGUACAGGUUGAUUCUAAUACAUUUCAACAUGCUUUUUUCUCCCUUUGUGUCAAUAUUUGUUAUAGUCUAAUCGCCGGGGAUUUCUCACUUGGUUGGAGGGUGUGUGUGUAGGUGGGGGGGACUAUGUGGGGGGGGUUAUGUGGGGUGUGUUUGGGGAGGGUGGGGAUGUGAGGGGUGUGUGUAUGUGUGUGUGUGUGUAUUUUGUUUCCUAAAGGGAGAUGGAGGCCCUGUACUGAUUUAAACCUCAUUGAGUUUAAAAAGCACAUUUUAGGAAAAAAAAGAAAAAGAAAAAUGUAGAUUUGACAUAUGCGAUUGUGGAAUAUGGGGUUGUACAGCUGGUGGGUUUGGAGGGCAGUGAUUUGAGUAGUUCAGAGAAAUGUGAUGCUAUUUUAGUGGCAUGGUUAAAAAGUGAGUUGAUCCAGUGUUAAAGUAUUCUUGUGUUCCUUAUAUGCUGGUCCAUAUGCCCAUAUAACACUAUGCCUAACCAUCGGUUAAGUUUGAUUCCCAAAGUGUGUUUGAUGAAUCCCCAGAUCACAUGCUCUGUGGAAGAGGGGUUCUGUUAUUAAAUAAAUGUGGCACUCCCUACA